AUCGAUCGAUCCCUCACUCCCUCCACCCCUAUAUCUACCACGCCUUCCCGGCGGCAAGCAUCCAAGUGUCCUGUUCCACAGCUCGUGCAACUCAUACCUUCCGCAGCGGGGCUUGUUUACACAGGGAGACGCAGGCACCGAUCGAUGCUGCUCAUGGACUCGGCGCGGCGCGCCGGCUGCUCCCCGGUCUGCUUGGACCUCAGCGUCGGCCUCUCGCCGUCGCCGCCCAAGAUGGGCGCGGAAAUGGCAGCCGAGCCUGAACGACCCGACCCCCACGCCGGCGGCUGCAGGAUGGCGUCGUCCAUGACCGACGAGCAGGCCAAGACCCUGGAGGCCAGGUUCACCCAGGUCAGCGAGGAGAACCGGCGGCUGAGCGAGAUGAUCGCCUACCUCUACGCCAGCCCGUUCGCCAGGCCGAGUCCCCCCGACGGCUCGGACUCGACGCGCGCCUCGCAAGCCGCGUCGCCGCCAACGCCGCCGGCGGUGAGCAGGAAGAGGAGCAGGGGCAGCCUGGAGCCGCCCUCGAAUUCGGGCGACGCCAACAACGGCAGCGGCAACGCCGAGGCCGCGCACGCCGACGAGAGCCCCCUGAGCGACGGCUUCGAGGGCUCGUGCAGGCGGAUCAAGGUCAGAAGGGUCUGCACCCGGAUCGACCCCUCGGACACCACGCUCACCGUCAAGGACGGGUACCAGUGGCGGAAGUACGGCCAGAAGGUGACGCGCGACAACCCGUCCCCGAGAGCCUACUUCCGCUGCGCCUUCGCGCCCUCCUGCCCCGUCAAGAAGAAGGUGCAGAGGAGCGCGGAGGACAGCUCGAUGCUGGUUGCCACGUACGAGGGCGAGCACAACCACCCGUGCCCGACGCGCGCCGCCGAGCUCCCCGGCAGCGCGGCGACGCGGACCGGGUCCGUGCCGUGCUCCAUCUCCAUCAACGCCUCCGGCCCGACCAUCACGCUGGACCUCACCAAGAACGGGGCGGGCGGCGUGCGGGUGCUGGAGGCCGCCGAGUCGCCGGACGUCAAGAAGCUGUGCCAGGAGAUCGCGUCGACGGAGUUCCGGACGGCGCUGGUGGAGGAGAUGGCGAGCUCGCUGACCAGGGAUUCCAAGUUCACCGACGCGCUCGCCGCCGCGAUCCUCAAGCAACUGCCGGAUUACUAGAGUCCAGUGUCCGAGUGUCGUAGUUCAGAGAGUUCCAGUCUGCAACAGUUUUUCUUCAGACAAAAGCCUGGUACGGAUAGUGUACGGCUAUUGAGAUUAGGGAAUAAUCUCCUCAAGUUUACAUGCACAAUCAGAAGUUUCUUUGUUCUGUUUCAGGAUCCAAACUAUCAAUAAUAUUGUACAUUUCACAAGUCCA
Molecule: messenger RNA, 1354 nt
Organism: Setaria italica (foxtail millet)
Lineage: Eukaryota; Viridiplantae; Streptophyta; Magnoliopsida; Poales; Poaceae
Product: WRKY transcription factor WRKY76
Exons: 3
Coding region: 145-1158 (337 amino acids)
Biological process (GO): regulation of DNA-templated transcription
Molecular function (GO): DNA-binding transcription factor activity; sequence-specific DNA binding
Source: RefSeq, a predicted model, not a curated record